AGUCAUUACCAACACAAAUAUUGUUUGUUUAAUUCAUAUACCUGUCAAAUAUUCAAGUUCAAGCACUAUUUUUUACAAACGCGAAGGGAAGUAAAUUUAUCAUAACUGUGACAGUGCAUUCUAACAACGAAUGUUUGUUCUCGUAUUACGAAAUAAGUCUGAAUAUUGGCAAGGGAAUUAAGAAGCUUUGGUUUGUUUAUAAAAAUGGCAGCUUUGAAGUUAUUGAAAGCUAGGCUGUCGCGGUUACAGUUCUUAUCCGUUUAGGUAAAUAAAAUUAACCAAGUUAAAAUGAGAUUUCCAGCCUGUAGCUAAAACUUUUUUGGUGAAGAAAGAAAUGUUUUGAUUUUAGUUUAAAGUAAAUUAGAUGUAAAAAAGAAAGGGAAAAAAGCAAAUACGAUGAUAUUGACGAAAGAGCAGUCCAAAGUUGCGUGUUUUAUGAUUUUAUUUUUGAAACUUGUUCAAACAGAAGUGAACAAAAACAAGACGAACCCCAUUGAAGAAUAUCUCAAUCCAGAAUUUUAUUGGCCGUUAGAUUAUUCGACAUGGAUACGAGAGAUCAUCACCGGUAAGACGGCUGUCGUGACUGAAAAUAGCGACAUCGGUAUUAAGGGCGAAAAACCUGGUUUUUUACAGUUUCCAGUACAACUGGCUUCAGCACAACUUGGUACGUUUUCUUCAAAUUGUCUUGUUAAUAUUGGAGAUUGCGAUUCCGGUCUAACAAUUGGAUUAUGGGUUAAAAUGGAAAAUAUGAGCACAUCAGGUAGUAAUGAUUUUAAGUUAUUCUGGACAAAACGGGAUAGCAGUGGCGAAGAUGAUACAGAUGAGCCGUAUAUGCAAAUUCGAUAUUCCGUGGGCACAGGUGGCAAUUUAACCCUGAAAGUGAUCAUGCGUCACGACAAAAUCGAGAGUAGUAUAGCGCCAAUCAAAGCUGACAAAUGGUAUCACGUGAUUCUUCAAUAUAGCAAAACAACAAACAUGGUGGUAUAUUUAAACGCGAAAAAGUUGGACACAGUAGUGACUCCAGGUAAGACGCAAUCAAAACACAAGAAUAUCGUACUUAUGUUGGGCAAAGAUGCACAAAAAGAUGGAGGGAAGAUUAUACGACACUCAAAUAUUGCUAGCGUUGACAAUUUGGCGAUAUGGGAGAAGUUGUUAACACUGAAAGAUAUCAGGAAGAUUUAUUUCGUCGAGUUUGGUGCGAUAAGCAUUCCUCCCCGUUGUAGGAACCAAUAUUCACAAUUUGAAGUAAAGUGGUAUAAGGCUGAUGACUAUUAUAAACAUAUCACAUUGUACAAACUUUAUUGGUGGACUGGAAAUAUUUCGCAAAAAGAUGCAAACAAAAUUGUGUUUCCACCAUCACUGGCCACUCGUAGUCGCCAGAAGGAAGUCAAAAGCAGGCUUUUUUUUUUCGAACGUAACAGAGAUUACAAGAUUGUAAUUGAGGCUGACACUGAAAGUGGCAUUCCCCUAAAAAGUGAAAUUAUAUGUGAUAGCAAAAAUGUGGCAGGAGGUAUUUUUUUGCGUUCCUUUUCCAGAACUCCAUUUACUAUCACUGUGACAUGGAAACAAGUUGGUGCAAUAGAUUCUGUGUAUUACUUAUCAUAUACUCCAAUCCAGGGUGGGAUUACUAAAACUGAGAUUAUUAGGAAUAAACAAUUAAAGAAAACACUGCAUCAUCUUCGUCCGAACACACAGUACAAAAUAAAAAUUCGAAAGAAUAAAAUACAAACUGGAGAAACAGUGUUUUAUCAGGGCAUUCAUAAGACAAUACCUAUUGCAUCUACGUUAAACACAUCCAUUGUUAGUUCACAAAUAGUUUAUCUUGGUUGGGAUUGGUUAAGACUGAAAUUUUCUCUUCAUAAACAGUUGGCUCAAUACCCAAUGCAAUACAACAUAAGUAAACGUAAUAUGGACAACCCAUUGGAAAGAACAAAAUAUUUUAUUUAUUCAAAUAUCACAGAUACACUAUCUUUGACAUUUGGAGGCAGAAUGGAUGAGAAUACAAGUUAUGAAUAUAAUGUUGAAGUUUCUGAUGAAGGAAUAUAUAAGCCAGGUCCUAAAAUGAGUCAUCCAUUAGUGGUUAAAACCAAAGUUCGAUUUAUGCCACCUGUUUCAAUAUCGUUUCCUAACGUCUCCGCAACGAUUGCAGUUGUUUCAGUCUCUCUACCAAAUGAAGCCAGUGAUUCCAAUUUCAAGAUAACGCAUUUAAAGAUUAAAUACCAAUCGUCGCUUUCAAGAAAAGAGGAGAUUGUAUCAAUUCAUCAAGCAAACCAUGUUGUGUUGGAUAAGUUGUCGCAGUUCACUGUAUACAAUGUUUCCAUCAGUACAGGGGAUGGAGUUAAGUUUGGAAAAGAUGAAAAGACAGAAAUUGUAAGGACUGCAGAUGAUAACGAAUGUGAUCGUAAUGAUUCUUGUGUUGCAAACUCUCUGUGUAAUAACACACCUGGUUCGUACUAUUGUGAAUGUAUAACAGGGUUUAACAAAGUAAACGAAACAUGCAUAGAUAUAAACGAAUGCGAUGUUGUAACUGCAUGCAAUGGAGAAAUAAACAAGUACUGUGUAAACUUACCAGGCUCUUACAGAUGUGAUUGUUUGCCAGGUUAUGUUUUAAAAGAUGACAAAUGCCAAGACAUUAAUGAAUGCAUGUCAGAUAAAACGUGUGAUGAGAAUUCAAUUUGUACAAACAUAGAAGGUUCGUACAAAUGUAAUUGCAAGGACGGCUUCAAAAUGGAAGGAAACAGAUGCACAGACAUCAACGAAUGCUUGGUAAACAAUACAUGUGGUGAAAAUUCAGUUUGUAUCAAUGAAGCAGGUGCAUACCGAUGUGAAUGUAAAACAGGAUACACACUAAGAGGAAACAAAUGCUCUGAUAUUAAUGAAUGCUUGGCAAAUAUGACAUGUGGAAUAAACUUUGAAUGCAUCAAUACAAUUGGUUCUUAUGUAUGCCAAUGUCAACAUGGUUUUAUUCUGGAAGAUAGGAUCUGUGUUGAUAUUGAUGAAUGUUCAGGAGGAAACAAAUGUCAAGCUAACACAGCUUGUGUUAACACUAUUGGUUCCUAUGAUUGUAUUUGUAAACCUGGCUUCAACAUGACGGAAGGCUUGUGUGAAGAUGUUGAUGAAUGCAGGCUUAUUAGCAACACGUGUGAUGAGAAUGCUGUUUGUAAGAACACCUUGGGUUCAUAUUUAUGUCAAUGCAAACCAGGCUUUACGAUGAAAGGAAAUGAAUGUGGAAUUGUUACACCGCUGGAAACAAAUGACACGUGCAAAGCUACCUUGAUUCGAAACAUUUACUGGCCCGCUACAAAGGUUGAAAGAACGGCUAUUGCUUCAUGCCCAGAAGGAAAGCUAGGUAAAGCAUCUCGAACCUGUGUUAAAGGUCAUAAAGGAGAGCCACUCUGGGGUGAAUUUGACUUAAGUAACUGCACUUCAGUAAUUUGGGCCACUAUAAACAUGAAAGAGACGAAUAUGACAGGCAGAAUGGAAGUAGCAACAACUAUCAACUCGUUUAUGUCUACUGAUGAAGAAAUCUAUGGAGGAGAUGUACGCAAUGUUGUUGGAUUGUUGGAUACUCUAAUUAACACUGGCGAAGGAAGCAAAAUUACAGCUCAAUUUACUGAGACCGUGGUGAAUAUAACAAGUUCGUUACUUGAUGAUAAAAGUGUAAAUGCUUGGAAAGAUCUGCCACAGGAAAAAAGAUCAAAAGACGCAGCUCUUCUUCUUGAAACAUCCGAUUCUGUUGUGAAAGCAAGUGCAAACAUUAUGUCACAGAACGCAUCGACAAAAACAUUCGUGACAGACAACAUAGUUAUGCGCUUGCAAAGAUUUGAACGAUCAGAAGAACUGACAACAUUGAAAUUGACACCAGAUAACACAGUGGAACUCCCUGUUGAUGCUGUUGGUACAGGGGAGUCUGUGACUGUUGCUACGGUUACCUAUUAUGGAUUAAGUGAUUUGAUUGGCGUACCAAAAGAAACAACAUUACGAAAUAAAAAAGAAAAUCUUACAAUCAAUUCUGAAGUUAUAUCAAUCUCAGUAAUCCCAUUGCAAAAGAAAACUUUCACAAAGCCAGUUGUUAUUAUGCAGAAAUUAUACAAUGAUAUAAACAAGACUCAACCGAAUUGUGUUUACUGGCAGAAGAAGGAUGAAAAAGCUGGUUAUUGGUCGGAUAAAGGUUGUCUCGUCCACUCCUAUAACAGAACGCAUGUCACGUGUCACUGUUUUCAUUUGACCAACUUUGCAGUUUUGAUGUCACCAACAGAUGCAGCUGACAAACUGACUGGCACACACCGUCUUGUACUUAGCCUUAUCACAACAGUUGGAAUGUCAGUAUCUUUAGUUGCUUUGGUCGCAUCAUUUUUCACAUUCAUAUUUAUAAGAGCUAUUCAUUCGUUUCGAAAUACAAUUCACCAACAUCUAGUGGUUGCCCUGUUUCUUGCUGAAAUUAUCUUCCUCUUCGGUAUUGAGAGGACUGAGAGCACGGCUGGUUGCCAGGUGAUAGCAGCCUCUCUCCACUACUUUUUUCUCGCUUCUUUCUUUAUCAUGGGUUUGGAAGGCGUUGUGUUGUAUUUGAUGUUGGUCCGUGUUUAUCGCUCGAUGGGCACAUCCGGAUACGGAAGUACCAAAUAUGUUAUUUUGUGUUGGGUGUUACCAUUGGUUUUUCUUAUGAUCAAUUUAUUUGCGGACGAUCAUGCAUAUGGUAUGAACAGGUCGUAUUGCUGGUUAUCUUUGCAGCAUGGUUUUAUCUGGAGUUUUAUCGGUCCCGUUCUUUUCGUCGUUGUGAUGAAUCUUGUUAUCCUGGUCAUGACUUUAAAGAUCAUGUCACAAAAAGCUAAAAAAAGAACAACAGUCACAGAUGAAAUAUGGUUUUGGGUGAAGGGUUGCUCUCUCUUGCUCUGCAUUCUGGGUGUUACUUGGAUAAUAGGUGUGUUCUAUGUAGAUAUGAACACUAUCUUCGCUGCGUAUCUGUUUAACAUCAUCAACAGUCUUCAAGGAUUAUCCAUCUUUAUCUUCCACUGUAUAUGUGAUCCCAGGGUUCGCAAAGCAUACUACAAUUUCUUCUGUUGUGUCCGUCACAAACAGCAAACUUUGUUAAGAUCAAAUUCGCGCACGCGUACAACAUCCACAGGAUCGAAGUCGUCCUUAAAAGGAAAGAAGAGAAAGUAUAACAAAAAAGGUGACAAAGAACAUCUUCCACUUUAUAUGAACGGUACAUCGCCGGACAUUACUUCGAAUGGACACUCCUCCACACCAAAUGAUAGUUUUGGAGUCCUCGUGGGCACAAACAACUUCUAAAAACGCCGGGAUAAACCACAAGCGAAGAAAAUGGGACGCUUGAAAACGAAAAUGACUCCACGUAUCCCGAAAUGAGAAGCAAGGCGACGAAGUCAUUCGCUUUUAUU
Messenger RNA from Hydractinia symbiolongicarpus, 5399 nucleotides. Its product is annotated as adhesion G protein-coupled receptor E1-like. Gene Ontology annotation, biological process: adenylate cyclase-activating G protein-coupled receptor signaling pathway; cell surface receptor signaling pathway. The transcript is spliced from 36 exons. Bases 397 to 5292 code for a protein of 1631 amino acids. Lineage: Eukaryota; Metazoa; Cnidaria; Hydrozoa; Anthoathecata; Hydractiniidae. Gene Ontology annotation, cellular component: membrane. The record is from RefSeq and is a predicted model, not a curated record. Gene Ontology annotation, molecular function: protein binding; G protein-coupled receptor activity; calcium ion binding.